UCAUUUUCUGCUGGCGCCAUUGUUUGCAGGAGAUGCGCUGAUGUUUGGGGCAAGUUGUUUUUCGCAGCAUCGAGUUUCUCCAAGUGAGUUUCGGUCAGGUGUUGAGGUAUCACAUUUCCAACUAUUUGGUGCCGUCGUCAUUCGACUGAAAACCAUCUGAGUUCGCUGGAGAAAGUUCACAUGAACUCGCCUCGUCUCUCCGGAAAACAUUUUUGGGGAAAAUUUUCUACUUGGACAGGAGUUUGAGUCCGAUUUGGCACAUAAUACUUUAUACAUCUGGAAAAAAAAGGAUGGUCCAACCACCAACAAGCACCCUGGAAAAUAGGGCUGAGAAAAAUUUAACAAGAGGUGAGAGAGGUCAUCCCAACAAAGAGCACCAUCGUGAUCGACAUCACUACAGUGAGCACUCCUAUCCUCGCAGGGAUCAGGAUGGUGACAACAGACAUCACAGAGAAAGGGAUUACUCUAAACAAAGUAGAGAUUGCGAGAGACAGAGGAGGAAGGAACGAUCAGAAGAGAAAAGUUCUCAUGCUAGAGGCGGCUACGGUAAUGAGCAUCGUACAAGAGAGAACCGAGACCGGAAAGAGAGGGACUACUACAAAAGGGAGAGUCGAGAUCGUCAUCACGACCAAGAAAGAAAACAACGUAAUUUUGAAACUCAUGAAAACUAUGAAAAACACAGUAAUCAACAGCGUUACAGAGAUGAAAAAGAAGUUUCUGUGCCAUCUGAUGAAAAAGCUCCCUACAGAUAUAACAAUUAUACUGAAACUCCACCGCCAGAAUAUAUAGUAGCUGAAGAUAAAAGAUCAGAGAUGUAUUACCACAAGCCAGAAGAUUCAGGAGGCAUCCUAAAUUGUCACAGUUGUCGUUACCUUUGCACAAAUCGAGGUAUAGUUCAGAUGCUGGAGAUCGUGUUAAAUAUGCUGGUGUUGGUGUGUGUAGUGGCAUCAUACAUUAUUCUCUCAGGAUACAGCAGUAAUGGUGGACUGGCAACAAGUUUCUUCAGUAUCAACAGUGAUUAUUCUCCAUUUGAAGGGGAGCAACUCAAACAAGUACAAGAGCUUGAUCGACAGUUUAUUUUAAUGCGAGCACCUGAACUCUACAGUGGCAUUGGAGUAACUAUUGCUAUGUUUGCCAUCACUAUGGGAAUCAUGGUUAAGAAUGCUCAAUAUUUACAUAAAAUAUCCCUGAAGUGGUUGAUUUUUGACGUCAUUUUCAAUGUGUUGGCAUCCUUGGGUUACACAACAGCCGUUGGUCUUUACUUGUAUUUUGUCCUCCAGGUUAAUAGCACAGAAGUUUGUAAGGAGAGGGAACUUCUUUACACAAGGUAUGGCCUCAGCUGGAUGAACUGUGAUUUAGCUGGUUCUGAUGCUGUAGCAGCCUGCUUUGGAAUACUCCUCAUCAUAUCAUAUUGUGCCAGUGCAAUACUGACAAUACAAUUGUAUCAAAAGAUGGGUCAUUCGAACAGAAAUAAAUAAGGUUCCUAAGACAAUUUAUUCUAUUCAUGAAUCUUUUGAGAAGUUUCAGAGAUAAUCUUAGAUAAAGGGACAGUAUGGUAUGGUGUUAAUCUAGAGCAGGAGAUUGGUUGAUGGAGUAGGGUGGUGGUGUGAGUGAGGGUGUAGUGUGGAGUGGAAGAGAAAUCUAACAAGGGCUAACAUAAGACAACAAUGUGUUUCCUUAAAAGAAUGUCUAGAAAUUUUUAGAUGAGGGGGGAUUUUAAAUGUGUAAACAUGGGUAAUCUGAUUACUUCAGUAUUGUACAAACAUAAGAUCAUAUGUUAACAUUCUUAAAACUAAUAUUAGAGAGUUUUUACUAAGAUCUAAAUGGACACUAUGAAAUCAGCAAAGCAUGUGUGCUUCAGCAAAAACGACCAGAGUUUAGGUUACAGAACAUAUGAAGUAGUGGUGGAAGUAGAUCACAUCACCCUUGAGCCUGCUUUGUCAUUCGAUAUAAUUGUGACUAAUCUUCACCUUCAAAUCCACUUUCUUGCCUUCUCCCCAUAUCCCUUGAAUCCCCGAGACAUCCAUAAAUCUCUUUCUUUAAUAAACUUGAUGGGACAUCUGGAUUAGGCAAUGCCAAAGCUUCACAAGUUUAAAUGAACAGUAUCCCCUCUUCUCUGUCCUUAAUGAUGAACCUCAUAUCCUGAGACUGUGACCCCAUAUCUUUAAAUUCAAUGGCCAGAGAAAUCAACUUCUCAGAGUCUGCCAUGUUGAAUCCCUUCUGAAUCUUGUGUAUUUCAAUGAGGUCAUUCAUUCUUCUUUCAUUCUUCUAAACCCUGGAGUAUAGGCCCAAUUUACUCAGCCUCUGAUUAUUGGACAAUCCCCUCAUCUCCAGGGCCAUUCUAAUGAGCCUUCCCUGUGUCAUUGCCAAUGCACAUUUAUCCUUCUUUAUGUAUGGAGAAUGGAAUUGGCAAUACUACUUCAGUUCUGACUUCACCAAAAUCCUGUGCAACUGAAGCAAAAGGUCCAUUUUCUUAGGCUCCAGUACCCUCCCAAUGAAGGUCAAUGUGAUAUUUGCCUUCCUAAUUGCUUGAUGUAGUCACACACUAAAAUUAGUUGUUUUACAUAUCAACAAUUAAUCAUUUCACAUUUGAAAAGCAGUUUGCUCCAUCAUUUUUAGUAUCAAAGUGAAUAGCUUUAUACUUCUUCACAUUAUACUUCACCUUAUUGCUCUCAAAUUUAUUCUGUCCAUAGCUCCUUGCAGCCUCUUUGUGUCCUGUUCACAGUUACAUUUGCAUCCUCCUGAGUAUAAUCAGUAAACAUAGUUUCAUUACCUUAGGUCUUUUCAUCUAAACCAAUAUCUUGAAUCAUCAUCGAAAUGGUGAAGUUGUCCAAAAGAACCAAAUUUAUCUUGUCUGAAGGAUUCAGCAGAAAUUUGCUGUCAUGCCUGCAGCAGGGCUCCAGCAGCGAACUUACAUUUGAUGCCUACUGGUGAGGUGUAUACUCAAUAAAGCUAUAUCUUAUUAACACGACUAGAAGCCAUCACAGCCCCUGAGCUGAAGCACUCGCUGUUCAGAUUGAUACUUUAUAGUGAGUUUAAACGGUUUUGAACUUUUUGUAUAUUUUUUAAUUGAAUAAAUAUUUGAAUACUUUUGAUCAUUUUUAUGUAUUUCUAUACACCUUUAAAUACUUUUGAAAAAUGUAAAAUCCUUGCAAAACUUUUAGUUACUGCUGAUAGAAAAAAAUUGUGCUAUUAGUGAGCUGCAGAGUCAAGCUGAUAAGAAGACAUGGCCACAGGUACCUGGCACUGUAUGACUGUAUAUAAUUUGGAUUAUUAUUGGAGAAUAAACUGAACAUCAACUAUAUAAUGACGAUUUUUACCCAGAUGGAUUUGUACUAGACAUAACUAUUACAGGCUCAUUACACAAUAGUUUUACUCCUGCUUGAUUCCAUAAUGUAUUAUUUCAGGAAACUUACAUAAAAGUAAUCGAUACACUCAUCUUCCAGACUACCUUUGCCAAUCUGAUUUGUCUGGCCCGAAUAAAGAUUAAA
Messenger RNA from Stegostoma tigrinum, 3491 nucleotides. Its product is annotated as MARVEL domain-containing protein 3-like. The record is from RefSeq and is a predicted model, not a curated record. The transcript is spliced from 4 exons. The coding region runs from base 291 to 1478 and encodes 395 amino acids. Gene Ontology annotation, cellular component: membrane. NCBI's taxonomy places the organism in Eukaryota, Metazoa, Chordata, Chondrichthyes, Orectolobiformes, Stegostomatidae.